Leopardus geoffroyi (Geoffroy's cat) is the source of this 2539-nucleotide messenger RNA. It is a transcript of the gene CMKLR1, whose product is annotated as chemerin chemokine-like receptor 1. The record is from RefSeq and is a predicted model, not a curated record. The coding region runs from base 776 to 1870 and encodes 364 amino acids. NCBI's taxonomy places the organism in Eukaryota, Metazoa, Chordata, Mammalia, Carnivora, Felidae. The transcript has 4 exons. Gene Ontology annotation, cellular component: plasma membrane. Gene Ontology annotation, biological process: complement receptor mediated signaling pathway; positive regulation of macrophage chemotaxis; inflammatory response. Gene Ontology annotation, molecular function: G protein-coupled receptor activity; complement receptor activity.
CGGUGGGCGGAGGGAGGUGGUGGCCCAGCCUAGUAGGGCAUCCGGCAGGCAGCUCAGCUCCGAGGCCCUUUGUAGGGAGCAGCCGGGCUGCCUGGGGCUUCCAUAUGCUUCUGGUUUGUGCUCGGAUGGUGGGCACCACUCCCGGCAGCGGGGUCGUCCCCAGCAGGCCUCGCCACCAGCCACCACCCACAAGCCCGGUCCCCCGCUGGCAGGCAGGGGCAGCCUCCCCUGGCGGUCCCCGCUCCCCGCAGCUGGCCGCCCCCGCCCUCCCUCGGCCAGCCCAGUUUCCUGCCCCUCCCUCUCCCUCUCUCCUCCCUCCAGCUGUUUCUCUGGCAGAGCUCUGUCCCAUUCAGGACAGCAGCCCCAGCGAGAGAGAGCGCGCCAGGAGCUCGGGACUGAAUGAGGUCUCCCGGAGGGCCUCCUGAGGGAGGAGGGGGUUCCAGAGGAGGCUGUGAUCUGGGGGGGGGGGGCUCCAGGAGAUCUUGAACGAACAGACGGACGGCUUUCUGGGCUGACAGCCACAGCCAGAGAACGAGGUGAUUGAGAGAAAGAAGUCCGGCCACACGGGUCCCCUGCCCAGCGUUCAGCGCCCCGAAGUCCAGGGGGACCCUUGGGAGGGCCUGGCCGGAGACCAGCCACAAGGUGAGGACACCGAGGCUCAGAGAGGGCAAGCCAUUGGCUCAGGGCUGCAGAGACGGUGUUCCUAGCUGUGCCCUGGGACCGAUUGGCCAAGGACCCCACUGGAGAGCUUUGGACACCCUAACAGUGAACGAGAAUGGGGGACAAGGAUUACAACACCUCCUUCUACGACGAGGAGUACUCGGAUGACUUUGAACCCAUCGUGGUUUUGGAGGAGUCUUCUCCCCUGGAAGGCAAGGUGACCAGGAUCUUGCUGGUGGCGGUCUACAGCAUUGUCUGCUUCCUCGGGAUCCUGGGCAACGGGCUGGUGAUCGUCAUCGCCACCUUCAAGAUGAAGAAGACGGUGAACACCGUCUGGUUCCUCAACCUGGCCGUGGCGGACUUCCUGUUCAACGUCUUCCUCCCGAUCCACAUUGCCUACACCGCCAUGGACUACCACUGGGUCUUCGGGACGGCCAUGUGCAAGAUCAGCAACUUCCUGCUCAUCCACAACAUGUACACCAGCGUCUUCCUGCUGACCGUCAUCAGCUUCGACCGCUGCGUCUCCGUGCUCCUUCCCGUCUGGUCCCAGAACCACCGCGGCGUGAGGCUGGCCUGCGUGGCCUGCGUGGUUAUCUGGGUCCUGGCUUUCUUCCUGAGCUCUCCGUCCCUCGUCUUCCGGGACACGGCCCACGUGCAUGGGAAAACGUCCUGCUUUAACAACUUCAGCCUGUCCGCGGCCGGCUCCGCCCCGUGGCUCACUCGCUCCGGGCUGGACCCCGCGGGCCUCAGCCGCCACACGGUGGUGACGGUCACCCGCUUCCUCUGUGGCUUCCUGGUCCCCGUGCUCAUCAUCACGGCCUGCUACUUCACCAUCGUCUGCAAGCUUCGACGCAACCGCCUGGCCAAGACCAAGAAACCCUUCAAGAUCAUCGUGACCAUCAUCACCACCUUCUUCCUCUGCUGGUGUCCCUACCACACGCUCUACCUGCUGGAGCUCCGCCACGCCACCGUGCCGGGCUCCGUCUUCAGCCUGGGUUUGCCCCUGGCCACCGCCAUUGCCAUUGCCAACAGCUGCAUGAACCCCAUCCUGUACGUCUUCGUGGGCCAGGACUUCAAGAAGUUCAAGGUGGCCCUCUUCUCCCGCCUGGUUAACGCGCUGAGUGAGGACACAGGCCACUCCUCCUACCCCAGCCACAGGAGCUUUACCAAGAUGUCAUCCAUCAACGAGAAGGAGACCAGCAUGCUUUGAGCCUCAUCCGGGAACCCCCGGUGGACAGGCGCUCCGGCCUCGGAGGCCCAGAGCUAUGCCUUCCAAAGACCGCCGCAGAAACCCCCUUCAGCACCCACCAACGCCUGCUAGAGUUUACACGGGGCUGACCAGUGCUUUGAGCUGGGAGUCCAGGGCUCGGAACUCCGUCCUUUGAGGGGCGUGGCUGACCAGGCAGGCCAGGGACCGGCAUCCCAUGCUUCUUGGGAGACCUGCCUUGGCUGACCCAAAGCAAAAAAGGGAGCAUUCUUAAAAGCGCUGCCAUGAACCGGGAUCAGCAUAAGACAGAGGGAUUAAGCUACCUAUUCCGUGCUCCCCUGGAAUCACAAACACGCCACGGGGCGUAUUCCUGGCCUGAGCAGCAGAGGUCAGGGCCAACCCAGUGUGAUGCAAAUCGCCGCCUCGCCCCACAUGCCUGUGUCACUGGCCAGCCAGAAAUCCUGCCGCCCGCCCGCAUCGUUCCUCCGGGUGAGGGCAAGUGGAGACGCACAGGUUCCCCGGGAGAGGAAGGUGACACAGGCACUCGCGAACUGCCAGGACCACGCACUUGGCUUUCAGAUCAGGUGGGAAGACAGAGAACAGGUCCUGAGGAGCCCUGUGGGCUCUGUGAGGGCAGGACACGUGGGGCCUGGGGGAAGGGGUGGAGAGAGA